Messenger RNA from Daldinia loculata, 885 nucleotides. RefSeq lists its product as uncharacterized. The transcript has 2 exons. The record is from RefSeq and is a predicted model, not a curated record. NCBI's taxonomy places the organism in Eukaryota, Fungi, Ascomycota, Sordariomycetes, Xylariales, Hypoxylaceae. The annotation marks the transcript as partial.
UCAUGUGGGUAUCGAGACAGCCAGCUGAUCACCACCACUGCUACGUCUUCCUGCACCGACCCCUCGCAGCACCUUGAUUUUCCGUCGUUUCAACUCAUUUUCGUCGUUGUCGUCAUUAUCAUCAUUAUCAUUGUCAUUGUCAUUGUCAUCAAGCCUCCUCUUGACCCCGCCUUGUUGACGGUCCUCGUCUUCCCCUUCUCGUCGCCGAUCCUUGCUGGACUUUUCUGUUGUUCUUGGCAUGCUCGCGAACAUGCGCUGCAGGAGUCGAUCGCGGAGAGAUUGGUGUGGUGUCGUGCUUAUCUCGUGCCGAACCACUUGGAAUAUGCUGCCGCUGCCGCUGCUGUUGGCGACGCCGUCGCGGCCGACAGACAUGGACGCAUUAAGGCUAGGCUAUGCGAGCUUGUCGAGAAGCGAUGUGGGAAUGUCGGCCACGUAGAGCUGCAUCGUGUCUUCGUCCUCUGUGUCGCUGACAAUCAACCGAGCCUGCCGAACCGAAAAGUCUCAUUACGCGCUGCUGAGUCUGAUCUCGAGGUGUACAUGUCCUCCCAUUCCUUCUGGGCCUGAGCCAGGGCAAGCAGCACCGCAACGAUGUAUGGGUCGCAGAGAGGGUCGGCGGGGGUAAUUCGGCGAAGUUGGGUCUGGUAGAGUGUAGUGACCGGCAGGUUAUUCCUCCCGUGUCGCCGCCGAGGCUCGGGGAAGACUGCUUUGCGAAGCUUGGUGAUGUGCGGGCCCCGGUCGAGCCAGGCAGCCGUCGGAAAGAGUGGGAAAUUGGGAUUGGGACUGGAGGAUUGAUGUUGCGGUGAUAGUUGACGAGCACCUGCCAAAGAGGAGACAUGGAACCGACGUCUUCCAGGCUCUCAAAGGUCAUAGCAUGAGUGUUUUCUG